Molecule: messenger RNA, 907 nt
Organism: Hyposmocoma kahamanoa
Lineage: Eukaryota; Metazoa; Arthropoda; Insecta; Lepidoptera; Cosmopterigidae
Exons: 3
Coding region: 1-612 (203 amino acids)
Source: RefSeq, a predicted model, not a curated record
AUGACGGGGAGCGAGUUCACAGAAGUGGGGCGCAAUCACAGUGGAGUCUUGCUUGCGUUCAGCAGGGCGAAGUGCUGGGGCGCUAGUGACAGUUCUUUUCGUAUAAUUAAUAGAAGUGCACGUCUAAGUCUGAGAAACAUGCGACCGCCACUUUCGUGUCUGCCGUUGGCGCUUCUAUUUUUAGUCAGCGCAGUUCCCUCGAACGCUCAAAAGGGCGGCGGCGAGCGCACGCAGACGGCGGUGGAGGGCGCGCCGCUGGCGGUGGAGUGCGAGCUGCGCGUCGAGCAGCGCGCCGAGUGGCGGCUGGAGGGCCGCGCGCCGCCGCCCGACAUGCGCGCCAGCGAGGCGCCUUCGCCGGGCGGCGGGCUGACGGCGCGUCUGGCCGCGGACGCCGCGCGGCCGCACCACGCCGGCCAGUACGCGUGCUCGCGCGCGCCCGACGCGCCGCGCGUGCGCGUGCGGCUGCUGCCCGCCGGUACGCCGCCUCCGGCCGUAGUUUGUUCCGCUUGGCCGAGCCGGUCCGUCCCCGUCGUAGUUAGAUCGGUAGCGCCAGCCGCAGGUCGAGAGCGUCUCUCGCGUCGCUUGUGCGGAACUAUCCGCCGUUUGCCGUAGCGCCUUAGUUGGACUCGAGGUUCUUUGCCGCUUCAUUUGGCCGCGGGUCGUCGCGGCCCCUCCGCUUGUGAGUAACGAGUAGGUCGCUCUUAUCUUAGUGGGCACCGCUUCGUUCCCUAUCGUAUUGCGUACCGGUAGAUGGUAGAUUUGACUUUCGAUUGUGAUCAUUUUAUUAUCACCUUUCGGCACUGAGCACCGCCGCGCCGCGCCCCGCCGCUCUCGGCUGCGCUCCCGCCUGCGCUUCGCAGAGGCGUCGGGCGGCGCUGUGCCGGUGUCGAGUUUCAACUACAGUAUG